AUAUGUAUGCGUGCCGUGUUUUUAUGCGGUUUUUAUGCGUGUGGUGUCACUGACUCCGCCGCCUUGCGUUCGCGAUUAAUCACGUCGAAUCACGUUCAUACGAACGCCGCACAGCGCGCAGCGGUGCCUUCGGCUGGGUGAUGUUUAUUUAUGCGCGUACGUCGCGCACAUCGGGCGUGUGACUGUGUGCGCUGUGUGUAGGAAUUGUCGCUGGCGCUGAGCGUGCAACGGUGUGACGACGAGAGCGAUAAACAAUGUCGCAGGCGGUGCUGGACGCUGCGGACGCUACCAUGUCGAGACUGCUGCGGCUCGCACAGAAAUUCAACUGUUUUUAUUUAUCCGGGUUCACGAGUGGAGAAUGCAAGCCAUUCAUUGUUGAAGGCUUCCAAGUUGGUCUGGUGCGGCCUGAUGUGAUGAAACAGCUACUGCGAUAUCCUGAGGUAUUUUGCGUGUCAUCCGGUUCGGUAGAGCUAAAUCCGGCCUUCAGAGAUUAUGAGGAGCGUUCUAAUAAAAUUAAUGAGGUGCUCAAGGAGUUGCGAUCCGAAAAUACAUUCAUCGCGUUGAAAGGAUGGCGAGAUGAGUGUUACGAAGUACGAACCGAAUUCAACGCGGCCAGUUUGCUGCGAUUGGAUCGUUCGGCUACGUGCCUGUUUGGUAUUCGCAAUUAUGGCGUCGAUAUCAACGGCUACGUGAAACACCCGACGAUGGGCUUGUGUUUAUGGUUACAACAGAGAUCGGCAACCAAACAAACAUGGCCCGGCAAAUGGGAUAACAUGGUCGGUGGCGGAUUAUCCGUGGGUCAUGGGAUUUUAGAAACGGCGCACAAAGAGGCGAUGGAGGAGGCCUCGAUUCCUUCAGAUUUAAUGCAGAAUCUAAUUAGUGCCGGCUGUGUUUCGUUUUAUUUCGAGUCGGAGCGCGGCCUAUUCCCCAACACCGAGUUCGUGUUCGAUCUGGAACUUCCGCUGGAUUUUGUGCCCAAGAAUCAAGAUGGCGAGGUGCAGCAGUUCGAGCUGCUGCCGGUAGGGCAAUGUUUGGAGCGGAUUUUUCUCUCCGACUAUAAGACCACCAGUAUUCCGGUCACCUUAGACUUUUUAAUCAGGCAUGGGCUAGUUUCACCAGAAAAUGAGCCGUACUAUACUAGAAUCAUAGAAUUACUCCACGUGCCGUUGCAAAAGAUCUACAGCAAUGCGAAGACAACUGUCCACAAACAAAACGGACAGAGCAUUAUCGAGAACAACGUCGCGUCGUAGAUAACCCGCGGUGGCGUGGAUAAUAAGAUGGCGCUGCGUUGCGACUCAAAUUAGGCAAACUUUUAAACAAAACUUUCAACUUGUAGAAUUAUACAAUACGUAUUCGUACCGCAUAUGUGUGUAACCGGAAGCGAGACAACAUGGCGCCUUAAUUUUUCAACAUUUUUACCGAGAAAAUCUAGCGAAGCAUUCGGAAAUUCUAUACGUUUCUGGAUGCGUGUUUUAAUAGUCGAUCGUAGCAAACAAAAGAUAAGAGUUUUUGCAGUAGCAUUCAUAGGCCUAACACACACACACAAUUACUAUUUACACACAUCAUGAUUUCGAUUGAUGAUUUGGCUGUGAAUUUGCAAUUUCACUGAUUUUCAAUGAUUUCCUGCUUUAAAACGAAUUCAAAACAUGUUUUUGGCAAGGCAUUUUUUUUAUACUUAAGUAGUACUUAGAAAUAUAUUAUAGAAACCGGUUUUACUCCAUCGUAUUGAUACUUAAUUAGGUAGAAUUUUGAUUAUGUGCCCUAGUCUAUUUUGUUUUGUCGUGGCAUUUUAGCGCGCGAAGGCUGAACACGAUGCGGAACACAUUGAUGAUGUAAAUAUUCGGCUUGUAUUCUAGUCUCGCCGUCGAUAUAUACACGUCGGUUUUGCUCUAGGAGUCGCUUUUAAGAUGGUUACAUUCAGAACAAACAACAAUCACAAUCAAUACAAAAAACUAAACUGAUUUGUUGCUUGUUUAUGAUUGAAUUUGACACAUAUUAAAUCAGGCUUUGUUUGGUUUAGAUGAAUAAGGGGUUUAAUUUUACAAACGUUUAAAUAUUAAUUGAUUAUAAACCCCUUGAGGAAAUAAAACGCGUUCUAAUCA
Messenger RNA from Dalotia coriaria, 2102 nucleotides. RefSeq lists its product as uncharacterized. The record is from RefSeq and is a predicted model, not a curated record. NCBI's taxonomy places the organism in Eukaryota, Metazoa, Arthropoda, Insecta, Coleoptera, Staphylinidae. The coding region runs from base 255 to 1250 and encodes 331 amino acids. Gene Ontology annotation, molecular function: 8-oxo-dGDP phosphatase activity. The transcript has 6 exons.